ACACACUAAUUAGUGAGCUACUGGUGCUCUGAGUGUCCAUUGAGGAUAGUGUCAUAUAAAUACGCUACACUAGUGAACAGGGCGUCGUGAAGAAUUGUGAACAUCAUCAAAACAAACUGAUGACACGUGAGCACAUUGCUGAGGAAUGCAGCCUCGGGCCGCCGUGAGGGGGGAAGGGUGGUGACGUCAUCAGCGCUCGCCGCACAGGAGUGUGUGUGACGUCCGUGUGCAUUGGCUCAUCAGUGUGAAUGCAGCAGUCAUAAGGACCUAGUGAGGAUCAGGUGUGAGGUCAGUGAGUCAUGGCUGCUUUCAGACAGGAGGAUGUGGAGAGGUUCUAUGAGAUGGGGGAGGAGCUGGGCAGUGGGCAGUUUGCUAUUGUGCGUAAGUGCCGUGAGAAGAGCUCGGGGGUGGAGUACGCUGCCAAGUUCAUCAAGAAGCGGCGUUUAUCAUCGAGCAGGCGAGGAGUGAGCCGAGAGGAGAUCGAGCGUGAGGUGAACAUCCUGCGGGAGAUCCAGCACAGCAACAUCAUCACGCUGCACGACAUCUUCGAGAACAAGACAGACGUCAUCCUCAUCCUGGAGCUGGUGUCUGGAGGAGAGCUCUUUGAUUUCCUUGCUGAGAAAGAGUCACUGAGUGAGGAGGAGGCCACGCAGUUCCUCAAGCAGAUCCUGGAUGGAGUUCAUUACCUGCACUCCAAACACAUCGCCCACUUCGACCUCAAACCGGAGAACAUCAUGCUGCUGGAUAAAAACGUCCCCAAUCCCAGGAUCAAGCUGAUCGACUUUGGCAUCGCGCAUCAGAUCAAAGAAGGAAACGAGUUUAAAAACAUCUUUGGAACACCAGAGUUUGUUGCUCCAGAGAUCGUGAAUUACGAGCCGCUCGGCCUGGAGGCAGACAUGUGGAGCAUCGGGGUCAUUACAUAUAUUUUGUUGAGUGGAGCUUCUCCUUUUCUUGGCGAGACCAAACAGGAAACACUGACCAACAUCUCGGCUGUAAAUUAUGACUUUGAUGAGGAAUAUUUCAGUAACACCAGUGAACUGGCCAAAGACUUCAUACGCAGACUUCUGGUUAAAGACCCAAAGAAGAGGAUGACCAUACAGGACAGUCUGGAACAUCCCUGGAUCAAGGUGAUAAAGCGCCGUAACGUGCGUCAGGAGGAUAACAGCGGUCGCCGUGGUGAACGUCGGCGUUUGAAAACGACUCGUCUGAAGGAGUACACCAUAAAGUCUCACUCCAGCAUGCCUCCCAACAACACCUACGUCAACUUUGAGCGUUUCUCCCACGUGCUGGAGGAGAUCGCCGUUGCCGAGGAUGCGCUGCACCAGCUGGAGCGUAACCGUCGUGUCUGCCGCGAUGACGUGACCGCACUGCUGUCCAUCUUCGAGGAGAAGGAGAGCUGGUACAAGGAGGAGAACGAGAGCAUCAGCAAAGAGCUGAACCGUCUCCGGUCCGAGAUGCAGCGGGCUCAGAGUCAGCGCCGCCACAACCAGGAGGAGACGCGCAACACCACACUCGCCACUAACGCCCUCAAACGCAAGUUCACUCGCCUCGAGGGCAAGUAUGACACGCUGGCAGAGCAGGUGGCUUCUGAAGUGCGCUGGGUAGAGGAGUUGGUGCGCUCCAUUGCUGUCGACAACGGGGACGUGCACGGCACCAGCCUGCCGUGAGUGCAGAAAAUCUACUGCAGUUCUACUAGACGAUGCAGCAGUUUCCACUAUACAUGUGUAUUAUAUAAUAUUACUAUAUUUUAUACCCAACACAUCAGCACAGGAUUCGUCACCAUCAAGAGCAUCAUAAGCUGCGUUACUCCUAUGUAGCAUUAAUAACGUCAGCAGCAGGAUGAAAAAUAAGAUGUCUGUUAAAUCUAAUGUGCAGUUAUAAGUGUGUGUGUGUGUGUGAGAGAGAGAGUGAAUGUCUGAGGGAGUGUGUGUGUGAGAGAGAGAGUGAAUGUCUGAGGGAGUGUGUGUGUGAGAGAGAGAGUGAAUGUCUGAGGGAGAGUGGGG
Tachysurus fulvidraco (yellow catfish) is the source of this 2003-nucleotide messenger RNA. It is a transcript of the gene dapk3, whose product is annotated as death-associated protein kinase 3. Lineage: Eukaryota; Metazoa; Chordata; Actinopteri; Siluriformes; Bagridae. Gene Ontology annotation, molecular function: protein serine/threonine kinase activity; ATP binding. Gene Ontology annotation, biological process: intracellular signal transduction; positive regulation of apoptotic process; protein phosphorylation. The coding region runs from base 300 to 1667 and encodes 455 amino acids. Gene Ontology annotation, cellular component: cytoplasm; nucleus. The transcript is spliced from 9 exons. The record is from RefSeq and is a predicted model, not a curated record.